Chlamydomonas reinhardtii is the source of this 3167-nucleotide messenger RNA. RefSeq lists its product as uncharacterized. The coding region runs from base 77 to 2467 and encodes 796 amino acids. Lineage: Eukaryota; Viridiplantae; Chlorophyta; Chlorophyceae; Chlamydomonadales; Chlamydomonadaceae. The transcript is spliced from 2 exons. Gene Ontology annotation, molecular function: glycerophospholipase activity. Gene Ontology annotation, biological process: sphingolipid catabolic process; ceramide biosynthetic process. The record is from RefSeq and is a predicted model, not a curated record. Gene Ontology annotation, cellular component: membrane; endoplasmic reticulum; cell periphery.
CACUCUUCAGGACAGCAACUCUUUUCCGACGCUCACAACCGUUUCGGGCCCAGUUGUUCGCCUGCUGUUCGCAAUAAUGCAGGACGAAUGCCAUUGGAAAAGGUUGACGCCCGACCUUGUAAGAACGGUUGCGCUCGGCCUUCACCCCGGCACCAUCGCCAGCAACUUGAAGCUCGUUGACAGUUCAACAGCAGCGGCACUGCGAGGCAAGUAUAAAGUGGUAACUUUGGGCCAGAAACGGAAAGGCGCGCGGGAACCCCAUCGCGCGCUGCAGCCUUGGCCUGGGCCCAAUUUCGUGGCGCACUGGGGCCGCCCCGAGCCCUGGCGCUCGCUGACCCUUCCCCAGCGCGAGCGGCUGCUGUGCCUGGCCGCGUCCUCGGGCCACGCGCCCAGCCUGGACGCGGCCCUGGCGCAGUGCGGCUGCGCCCUGAAGCCGGAGGUGCUGACGGCGGCCGCCGCGGCCGGCAACCUGGCGGGCUGCGAGCGGCUGCUGCACGGCGAGGGCUGCUCCUUUGACCGGGCUGCGCUGAAGGAGGCGGCCCGCGGCGGCCACCUGCAAGUGCUGCAGCUUCUUUCAAACAGCUUCAGAGGCGCAACCGAUUCUUCGCCUAAAUGUGCCACGAACGCGGCUGACGCCGCUGCCCCCGAUGAAGAACUUCUACCAGGCUGCCUGGCGGCGGCGGCGGAGGGCGCCUGCGCCGGCGGCCAGCGCCACAUCCUGGACUGGCUGCAGCAGGCGCACGGCUACUGCCCGACCCCACGGGAUGCGGAGGCGGCGGCGGAGGCGGGGCAAGUGGAGCUGCUGGAGCAGGGUCUGAUGCCGCGGGUUCGCGAGUACGCCCUCGGCGAAAUGUCGUCGGAGAACGAGGUCGACAGGCGGGCGAGGGCACGGUUGGUGAUGGCCAUCGCAUACGGCUGCCCGCUGGCGGUGCUGAAGCGACACCAUGACCAGCUGUGGCCCUGGCCGCUGCCGCAGCAGCGUCAGCAGGCCAAAGAGACGGCAGAGGCGGAAGCGGAGGCGAAGUCCGAGAAGGCUGAGGAGGAAGCGGCUGCACCAGAAGCGGACUCCGCCGCCCAGCAGCUACAGCCGCAGCAGCAGCUACAACCACAGCAGCUACCGCAGCUGCAGCUACAGCAGCAGCUACAGCCGCAGCAGCAGCAGCAGCUACAGCCGCAGCUGCCUGCGCUGGCGCUGCUGCUGGCGGACGCCGUGGGCAGCCCCACGCCCGACUGGGACGCCAAGGUGGAUUUCCUGCUCCACGACUGCUGGGGGCCGCGCAUCACACAGCAGGUGCUUCUUUCCGGCGGCCGCGUUGAGAGUGGCGGCGGAGGAAGUGGUGGUGGCGGCGGCGUCAGCAGGGAGCAUGCCCGCCGCACCGUUGCCUUUCACCAGCUGCCGGACGUGCCAGCGAGGCUGCGGCGGCUGGCGGCCGCCGGCGCGGUGUUCAACGAGCAGCAUGUGGUCCUGGCGGCCAUGGCGGCGCACUCGGGGGCGCUGGCCUUCUACUGGCAGGAAGCGGGCGUGGCGCCGCCGGGCGGUGGUCGUGGCGGUGGUGGUGGCGGCGGUGGCGGCGGUGUGCCGCUGCUGUUUUGGAGCUACGUCACAGCGGCUCUGGGUGACGGCGCGGAGGAGGAGGGCAGGCACCCGCCGCCGACGGCGGCGGCGCUGGCGGCGCUGCGACGGGAUCUGGGGGCGGUGUUUACCGCCAGGCAGCUUUGCCAGCUGGCGGAGCAUGCGUCGGCGGCGGCGCCGGAGGCGGAGGCGGCAGUGUUGUGGCUUGCUGGCGUGCUUGCGGAGAAUGGGGCCGGGGACACAGCCGGAGGCGGGACGGAGGCGGCGGCCGAGGUGCAGGAGCAGCAGCGUCGUGGGCCUGGAUACAUUGUGGGCGGCGAAGGAGGAGGUCUGCGUCGCUACGCGCGGCAGGCGGAACGGGGCCCGAAGCAUUGGUGGGGCCAGGCCUUUGCCAACGCCGCACGCGCCGGCGCCAGCCUGAAUCUCCUGCAGCUGCUGCGGUCGGCCGGCAGUAACAGCAGCAGCAGCAGCAGCAGUAGCAGCAGUAGCAGCGCUGCGGUUGCUGGCGGCGGCGUGGGUGGCGGCACAGGUGGCGGCACGGGUAGCGGCUGCGCGGGCGGCGCUAGUGGUUACAGCGACGUCAGAUUGGCUAUUGACCUGGGUGCGGUGGCGGAGGGCGGCAGCGAGGAGGCGCUGGAGUGGGCGGCAGCGGAGCUGGCGGCGGAGGCGGAGGCGGAGGCGGCGGCGGAGCGGCGAGCGGCGAGCGGCGGUGCUGGCGGCAGCGUUGGCAGUGAUGCUGCUUUGCGGGCCGAGCCCGCAGCGCCCGCUCCCCGGCGCCUGAGUGCCAACGAGGCCAGCCGUGUCGUGCGUUCCGGCAACAUUGCAGCCCUAAACUGGCUCCGGGCCCGCGACCUCUUGCCGCUGCCAAAUGAUCACGACGAUGGAAACAGCUAAAACAGCUUGUGGGCGUGGGCUGUGGGGGUGUGGGAGCUGCUGCUGUGGCGUAACAGGUCAGGUGGUGACGGAAGACUGAUGAGAUGAUGCUGGGAUAAUUCAGAAGGGCAUUAAUGCUGUGCUGGAGGCCGGGAGGCAGGUCCUGCUGGGACAGGUCCUGAUUUCGCACGCAAGCCAGGAACAUGGACAUGACUGGAGCCGUCUGGAGCACGUGUGUGUGUGUGUGUGUGUGUGUGUGUGUGUGUGUGUGUGUGUGCGCGCGGGAAGGACGGACGGCGGUUGCUGCUGGGUCAGCGGCGGGGCGCAUCUUGGCGGGCACAUCUACCUAGGCACAAGGGGUCCAGCAAGUGUUGCAUGGCGUCAAGGCGCCGGUGAUGAGACUAAGGUCGAUGCCUUGAUGGUGGCUGUGCAGCGGCUGUGCAUGGGCAGGGCUCGCCGUCGCUCGCAUGGGGAUGUUUGUGGCGUGCCUGGGCCGUGAACUGCAUCGUCUUGGCACCGUGGUUGCCAAGCCCCUGUCUUGACUUACCAGACUAGUCGUGACAUCAUUUCAUAGCGGGUAUUGUUGCGCUUAUGGACGGAGGCUGCAAGCCGAAUACGAAGCUCGAUCGAACAAGUCUGGUAUCUAUCGUUCAAUGAAUGCUGCAGGAGAAGCAUGCUAUUGGCAGCGACUUACACCAGAGCUCAUUCGGAAAAUAGCUGC